This is a messenger RNA of Caenorhabditis angaria, 1076 nucleotides long. The record is from the annotation of a GenBank genome assembly. NCBI's taxonomy places the organism in Eukaryota, Metazoa, Nematoda, Chromadorea, Rhabditida, Rhabditidae.
AUGACAGAGCCCAGCAAUUUUGAGAUGUCUCUAUUCUACGCAAUCACCAAUGGUUUUACACCCAAUCAAGAUUAUUAUAAUUGCUCAGAUUUUACGGCGAUUCAAGGAACUCGGAGUCGCCAAACUGUUAUUGGGAGAUAUCUUAUUGUUUCUGGAACAAUAUUUGUGCUUCUAUUUAUUCCUUGUAUUAUUGUUGGAUUCAAAAGUGAGCUCAUCAAAACAUCUUGCUAUAAAAUAAUGUUUCUCUCCUCAUUUUUUGAUAUUCUGCAAAUAAUUGUGGGAUCUUUAGCCUCCGGAUUCUACGGUAUUCAAGCUGCAAACUUUUGCGAUUACCCAAGAUCAAUAUUCUUUUUCGGAGCUUUAGGAUGUGGUUCCUGGUUAGGUGGAUGUUUAUCCUGUGUAAUCUUGGCAAUCAAUAGAUGUUGUGAUCUGAACCCUAAUUUGAAACUUCGAUGGAUAUUUCUAGAGAAGCGAGUUUAUUUCAUACUCUUUCUAAUCAUUAGUUAUGCGACUUAUGGUUUUCUAUUCACUAAACCUCCAUUAUUCCGCUCCGAUUACAUGUCUUGGUUUUUUGACCCCCGAAUCAAUACCAAUCCAAUGUUAUACAUCAACAUCUUACAUACCACAAAUAACUGUUUAGUCUCAAUUUUCACCACAACUUCUUACACCUAUCUUUGCAUUUUGUUAAGAUACAAAUCCAGACAUUCCUCAUCAAAUGGUGUGAGCAAAACACAAAAACAAGUAUUUUUCCAAUCCGCAAUUAUAUGUUCCCUAAAUGCUAUCGCUGCCUACGUUUAUGUUUACAUGCAAUAUUUUAAGAGUUCUGCAACUUUUAUACUCAUUGGGCAUAUUGCCUGGCAAUUGAGUAAUGGUGAGAUUUUUUUUUCAAAAAAUACUUUAUAACUUUUAGUAUUUCAGGGUCCGUCUCAAUCGUCUAUCUCACAAUGAAUCGGACUAUUCAAAAGGGGGUCUACAAGAUGUUGAUCCCUAAAAGAUUCCAAAAAAUAUACCAGAUUCGCAGCACUUCUAUUGGCCAUAAUGUUCAAACUCACACAGGAAGUGAUAUGAUUCUCUGA